AUGGGGCAAAGACAACCAGGACCUCGCACUGGCAUCCUCUUGCUGGUGGGCUCUGCCGGGAUGACCUUAAUGAAGAAGGCCCUGGGCUGCCAGCGGCCUGAGCAGAUGGACCCAGCCCCCAAUGGCAGCCUGAGCCCCGAGCCCGCCUCACUCUUCCCGGGGGUGGACACGCUGGGCACGGCCCACUGGGUGCUGAGCGCCCUGGUCGCCCUCACCUGUGCCUGCGGCCUGGCGGGCAACGGCCUGGUGAUCCGGCUGCUGGCCGUCCACGGGCUCGGCGCCCCCUUCUGCCUCUACGUCUUGCACCUGGCGGUGGCCGACCUCCUCUUCCUUCUCUGCUUGGCCGCCAUGCUGGGCCUGGAGACCGCGCCCCCGGCCGGCUGGAGCCCCAAGGCCUACGAGGCCUUGCAGAGGGUGAAGUACUUUGCCUACACCGCCAGCCUGAGCCUGCUGACCGCCAUCAGCAUGCAGCGCUGCCUGUCCACCCUCUUCCCCAUCUGGUACAAGUGCCACCGGCCCCAGCGCCUCUCGGCGCUGGUGUCCACUCUGCUCUGGACCCUGGCGCUCCUGCUGCACGCGCUGGCCGCCUUCUCCUGCAGCAGGUUCUGGCGCACCAAGCGCUGGUGUUUCACGGUGGACACCGUCUUCAUCUCCCUGGUCUUAGGCAUCUUCACGCCCGGGAUGGUCCUGUCCAGUGGGGUCCUCUCCGUGCGCGUGCACAGAAGCUCCCAGCAGUGGCGGCGGCGGCAGCCCACGAGGCUGUACAUGGUCAUCCUGGCAUCCGUCCUGGUGUUCCUCGUCUGCUCCCUGCCCUUGGGCAUUAACUGGUUCCUCCUCGACUGGCUGGAGCUGUCCCCGUGGACGAAGACGCUGCUCAGAGACCUGAGCCGCCUCUCCUCGUCCGUGAGCAGCAGUGCCAACCCUGUCAUCUACUUCCUGGCGGGCCGCCGCGGGAGCCAGGGCCUGCGGGAGCCCCUGGGGGCCGUGCUGCAGCAGGUGCUGCGAGAGGAGCCCGAGAUGGAGGCCGGGGAGACGCCCUCCUCCGGCACCAACGAGGGGGGCGUCUGA
Talpa occidentalis (Iberian mole) is the source of this 1068-nucleotide messenger RNA. It is a transcript of the gene MRGPRD, whose product is annotated as MAS related GPR family member D. Gene Ontology annotation, biological process: G protein-coupled receptor signaling pathway. The transcript has 2 exons. Lineage: Eukaryota; Metazoa; Chordata; Mammalia; Eulipotyphla; Talpidae. The coding region runs from base 1 to 1068 and encodes 355 amino acids. Gene Ontology annotation, molecular function: G protein-coupled receptor activity. The record is from RefSeq and is a predicted model, not a curated record. Gene Ontology annotation, cellular component: membrane.